Messenger RNA from Paraglomus occultum, 273 nucleotides. The record is from the annotation of a GenBank genome assembly. Lineage: Eukaryota; Fungi; Glomeromycota; Glomeromycetes; Paraglomerales; Paraglomeraceae.
GCGUUCGCAGGGUAUUAAGGAACUUUAAGAAAUGGAACUGCGUAGACAACCCGUUUAGAGGUAUUUCUUCUGGUCGUAAGAAAUUAUUCAGAAGUACUGAUAUGAAGGUCUGGGAUAGUUUGUUCUUACUGUCAGAUUCUUUGAUUCAUAAGACGGCAGCGGAAAGGAAUGAAUUAUUGCGUAGUGCGUUUAUUGCAGAAAUUGGCUCCGAUUACGUACCUGAGCAAUUCAUCUUUGUUGAUGAGAGUGCUAAAGAUGAACGUACUACCUCAC